AAUACUGAACUUAUUGUUGCCUGCGAUGAGUAAAAGUCGCAGUAUGGGCGAAAUUAGGGAGGACGGAUUGAACGAACUAGCAGCGUCCGAGUUGGAGAACUUGGUGUUUUCGGAUAUAUGUCGCUGUUGUAUGGCGAGCAAACCACGCAUGAAACAGCUUUUCUCGAUGAACCUGGACAAAAUGCUGUGCGCCGUAACGGGGAUUAAAGCGGUCCCGAGCGACGGUUUACCGGUGCAGCUUUGCAUACCGUGUGUGCUGGAGAUUCGGAGGGCACACUUCUUCAAGUUGCAGUGCGAAACAACGGAACAGAAGCUCCGCGGUUACUUGAACCAGUCGAUAUUUCUGAAUGCGAUGGAAAACGAGUUCCAGCCGGAAACGGACCAAACGGAACCGGACCAGAGGGAUCAACUGAUCCCGGUAGUGCUGGCAAAGGCAAAGGCGGCUCGGCCAACGGGGAACCGUGGCGGAGCGGAUCAACAAGCGCAACUAGCAGCAGUUCCAUCGCAGGUCACCACGCAGUUGGCCGUGAAAGCGAAGCCCGGCAGCGAUUACACCGAAAAUGAAACGGUGGCAGUUGGCGUGAAGGAGUGCCCGAAGUGCUUCAAGUGGUUCGAAACGGAGAAAAAAAUGAAACGCCACUUGCGGAUACACCUCACCGAACGGCCGCACCAGUGCACCGAGUGCGACAUGUCGUUCGUGGAGAAGUCCAACCUGAGUAAGCACAUGCGGAAGCACACGGGUGAGCUGCGCAACUUGGGGUACAAGCCGCACCUCUGUCCGGAGUGCGGCAAAUCAUUCAAAUACUCCACCUCCCUGUCCCGGCACAAGCGCAUGCACACGAAACGCAACGUAUUCACCUGCCCCGUUUGCGACAAGUUCUACCUCGAGCAGAACACCCUGAACGUCCACAUGCGGACGCACACGAAGGAGCGGCCAUUUUGCUGCGGCAUCUGCGACAAGCGGUUUUCGCAAAAACCCAACUUGGUCCGGCACGAACGCACGCACACGGGCGAAAAACCCUUUAGCUGUGACCAGUGCUUCAAGGGAUACUCGCAGAAGAGCUACCUGGUGGUGCACAAACGAAUCCACGCGAGGGAAAAGCCGUUUGACUGUCCGGACUGCACGAUGGCUUUCGUUUCGCGGAACGCGCUGAUGCGGCACCAACGCUCGGCGUGUUCGGUUCACCCGUAUCGCUGCACUCUGUGCAAGAAAACCUUCCGUUACAAGAAAAGCUUGCGUGUUCACCGGCAGAACCAUCUGCUCGAGAGUCCGCAUGUUUGCAAGUACUGUCCGGUGCGCUGUAUAAGUUUGAAAAAGCUACAAAUCCACACCAAAAAGUUUCACGCCAAGGAUCAUAUAGCUGGCUCGGGGUCGGCCGUAAAAGCCAAUUACAGGAAUAGGGCCCACAAACGAGAUGCAAACAUGCAAUCGGAAGGCGAGGAGGCGUACGAGAUAGAGGAAAACAUCGAUGCAGACUGUGCGGAAACUGGGCGUGCGGUGCAAAGUUCCGAAUGUAGCGCAGCGAACGGCGGCGAAACUGUUAGUUAUGACGAAUACGAAUACGACGAGGAUAGCUACACAAUUGAAUACGUUGACACGACCGAUCCGGAGAUGAAGAAGGAACCACUGUUGGACAUCCAAAUCAUGAAUCCUAGCGAGGAAGGGUCCGACAUAGAGCAGUGAAGACAAAUUGCGCCAAGUUUGUCGUAUUUUUCUUUUGUGUACGUGAUGAACGUCUGAAACUUCAAACGUCAAAUGCGGAAAGAAUAUUGUACGGAACAAGUAAAUACAGUGUUAGAACUUGACUAUUCA
Molecule: messenger RNA, 1813 nt
Organism: Anopheles bellator
Lineage: Eukaryota; Metazoa; Arthropoda; Insecta; Diptera; Culicidae
Product: zinc finger protein 771-like
Exons: 2
Coding region: 26-1684 (552 amino acids)
Biological process (GO): regulation of transcription by RNA polymerase II
Cellular component (GO): nucleus
Molecular function (GO): RNA polymerase II cis-regulatory region sequence-specific DNA binding; zinc ion binding; DNA-binding transcription factor activity
Source: RefSeq, a predicted model, not a curated record